AUAACUUUUACAGGCUUACCCAUUGGUCAGCAUAUCUAUCUGUCAGCCCGUAUUGAUGGACAGCUGGUGGUGAGGCCAUACACUCCUGUCUCCAGUGAUGAAGAUAAGGGUUUUAUGGACCUGGUAGUUAAGGUCUACUUCAAGAAUGUUCAUCCCAAGUUCCCAGAGGGUGGAAAGAUGAGUCAGUAUCUGGAGGCCAUGAAGGUGGGAGAAACCAUUGAUGUGCGUGGUCCUUCUGGUCUUCUGGAAUACCGGAACUGUGGAGUGUUUUCCAUCAAGCCUGACAAAAAGUCUCCACCAGCCCUUGUUACUGCUAAAAAAGUCAACAUGAUUGCUGGUGGCACUGGUAUCACUCCUAUGCUACAGUUGGUACGUCAAGUGGUUAGAGAUGAGGGAGACACUACUCAGCUGGCACUGGUGUUUGCUAAUCAGACUGAGGCUGACAUUUUGUUGCGGAUGGAGCUGGAAGAAGUUCAAGCGCAGUAUUCAAACAAGUUCAAGCUGUGGUACACUGUGGACCGUCCCCAGGAAGGAUGGAAGUACAGCAGUGGUUUUGUGAGUGCUGACAUGAUAUCAGAGCAUCUGUACCCUCCUGGUGAUGACACACUGGUCCUCAUGUGCGGCCCACCUCCCAUGAUCAACUUCGCCUGUAUCCCCAAUCUUGACAAGCUUGGUUAUUCCAGCAGCAUGCGAUUUGCUUACUAGGCCAGAAUCUACUGCAGUACCUUUAACCUCUUUACUACCACCCGGCCAUGCGCCACUGCAAGCCAUUAUACUGCCUCAGAGCACCAACCCCCAUAUGAUGCCCCAUAUCAUGUGGGAGUUGGUGGGCAUUAUGUUAUUUCAAAAUUGCAUAAUAUAAGCAUUCAUAAAUUAAAUAGUAUCUGUAGUAGUAGUACUAGCAGCAGCAGCAGCAGCAGCAGAACAGGCUUUUAGUGGUUUACUCACCAGAUGAUGAUGAUGAUGAUCUCUUAAUGUUAAAGUGCUGCUGUUCAGCUCUUUCAUUCAUCCAUUGUUCCUCAUAAAAAAAAUGAUAACAAAAUACCAUUCCUACAUUUGUAGAAACAGGUGCCACAUCACUUAUCCCUGCUGCUGCUGCAUCACUGAAGAUUGACAGGUCAUCAAGAUGAGCAUAACCAAAUCAUCAUUAGAGCCUCCUGGAAGGUAUUCUGAACCAGAACUAGAACCACUAUUUUCCUCCAUUUCCACCACACACACAUAUUCAUGAUAUGGAAAUUGACCAGGUGAUACAAGCAGGAGAUCUAUAACACUACAAAAGACUACCAAAGCAAUACAAAAUAAUUUCAAAUCAAAGAAAAGGCACGAGAUGCUGCCACGUCUCAUUACACCAUACAUAGAGGUCACUAAUUGGCUAGUGUGUUUAGGGGUGUGGUUGUGGGGCAUACAUAUACACAGUAACUAAUACCAUUUCUUAAAGCUGACACAAACAGAAAUAUACUGUCUAAAAUGGAUAACUUUGUUCCAUCAUGUAUGGUAGCAUGUGACAGUAUAUACUACAGGACAUCCAUAUCACAUAUGUGGGUACAGGAUGGUAGUGAAGGGGUUAAUGCUCCAUGUAGAAAAUAAUUGUAGUUCUGUAUGUGAAUAUGAAUAUGUAUUCUGUAGUGCUCAUUGAAAUAUAUGCUUUUUGUGUUGGGAUAUAUUGUGAUAGAUAUUUCAUAGAUACAAUGUAACAAAUUGAGAUAUUGAUAUAUAUAUAUAUAUAUAUAUAUAUAUAUAUAUAUAUAUAUAUAUAUAUAUAUAUAUAUAUAUAUAUAUAGUACAGUGGACCCUUGGACCUUGAACGUAAUUCUUUCUAGAAGACUUUUCCUUGUCCGAAUUGUUCCAAGUCCAAAACCGCUCUCCAUAAGGAAACAAUGUAAAUAAUUUUAAUCUGUUCCAAGAUCACAAAUUUGUACCAAAAUAAAUAAAAAUUGAAAAAUGUAAAA
Portunus trituberculatus (swimming crab) is the source of this 1949-nucleotide messenger RNA. Its product is annotated as NADH-cytochrome b5 reductase 1-like. The annotation marks the transcript as partial. Lineage: Eukaryota; Metazoa; Arthropoda; Malacostraca; Decapoda; Portunidae. The record is from RefSeq and is a predicted model, not a curated record. The transcript is spliced from 4 exons. Gene Ontology annotation, cellular component: mitochondrion. Gene Ontology annotation, molecular function: oxidoreductase activity; FAD binding.